CACAAGGCCUCUUGCGUAGACAGUGAGUUGCAAUAGGGCGUUUUUAGUAAACAUAUACUUAGUUCUUCGAUAGAAAAUAUGGCUCGUCAAGGCGCAAGUUACAUCGCUGCAUUCGCUAAAAUAUGUACAGAAGACAAAGGAUUUAUCAGAAAUUUACGAAAGGUUAGAAUUAUAUCUGCUGGAGAGGGGAAAUGUCGAGGAGAACUUACCAUUGCAGAGGAACAUCAGAAUCCACUAGGAACUAUGCAUGGUGGAUUCAUGGCAACAUUGGUUGACCAGAUGUCGAUGUUUGCUCUUCAGACACAUGAAAAUAGACCUAAAGCUGUGUCUGUGAAUAUAAAUGUGAGUUACUUCAAGCCAGCAACAACAGGUGACGAAGUCAUAAUAGAUGCAAGAACAAUUCGUGCAGGGAAGAAAAUGGCAUUCUUAGAGGUUGAUCUUAUAAAGAAAAAAACAGGAGAAUUACUUGUAAAAGGUUCACAUGCAGUAUUUAUUGUUUCACAGAAAACCAUUUCAUAGAUUUUUUUUCAGUAUUUCAAAUUGCAUUAAAAUACUGAAAUUAUUUUUUGUUGUUCCUAGAUGUAUGAUGUUAAUUCUGACAGAAUUGUGUAAGACAGCUGUACUUUUUAGUUUUAUUUUAGUAUGCACCACAGAGCAUCACAGACAGAGAUCUACUGCUGUGUUAUAUUUAUGAAUGUUGAAGUAUACUGUAUUGUUGUUACACUUUUCUGUGGCAUUGUAUGUAUGUUUUAAAAAGUAUUACGGAGAAAAAUAUUGUUUGCUAUAUUAGUUGGUUCUAAACAGUAUACCU
Messenger RNA from Schistocerca nitens (vagrant locust), 811 nucleotides. Its product is annotated as acyl-coenzyme A thioesterase 13-like. The record is from RefSeq and is a predicted model, not a curated record. Gene Ontology annotation, molecular function: fatty acyl-CoA hydrolase activity. The coding region runs from base 79 to 519 and encodes 146 amino acids. The transcript has 3 exons. NCBI's taxonomy places the organism in Eukaryota, Metazoa, Arthropoda, Insecta, Orthoptera, Acrididae.